AUGAGCUCCCAAUACACAGCCAUAGAGUCUGAUGUGCCUCAAGCACAGCCGGCGGGCGCUACAGGACCCAUGGACAAUCAGAUGGGUGGUGAACCGAAUUCUGGCCAAAUAAAUAGUGAUCCUAGCUCAUGGACAUGGAUACAAAGACUCAAACAACUGUCUCAUCCCGUGGCAUUGCUCUUCUAUAUAGGAUUCAGAAUACUCCCUAUAGAGAUCUACAUCUUUGGGAACUUCUUUAUUGGGUUCAUUACCAAGAAAAAUCGGUUCAUAUUGCAUUUCAUCGUCCUUGUCCUUUUGAUAUCGGGCGAUUUCUGGAACUUGAAAAAUGUUGCUGGUCGCUUGUUGGUAGGCUUGAGGUGGUGGAACGAAGUCAAUUUCAUUGAACUGUCGUCGACGGGCGAAUUUGAAAACGUGUGGGUGUUUGAGUCGGCAGACCCUUCUCGGUACAUUAAUCCAAUCGACUCAAAAGUGUUUUGGACCCUCUUGUAUGGCCAGCCUGUAGCGUGGAUUGUCUUGGGUAUUUUGGCGGUGUUAAAAUUCGAAUUUUUGUAUCUCAUUUUGAUUUUGAUUGCAAUCUUCUUGUCGUUCACAAACGCUUUAGCAUUCACGAAAUGCGACAAGUUCGGUAAGGCAAACAACUUGGCUACAGGUUUCCUCUCCAGAGCAUCUGGAACCAUAUUAUCCCGGCUCAAUCCUUUUGCUAGUCGCUAG
Messenger RNA from Meyerozyma guilliermondii ATCC 6260, 711 nucleotides. RefSeq lists its product as uncharacterized. Gene Ontology annotation, biological process: protein secretion; vesicle-mediated transport. Bases 1 to 711 code for a protein of 236 amino acids. The record is from RefSeq and is a predicted model, not a curated record. The transcript has a single exon. NCBI's taxonomy places the organism in Eukaryota, Fungi, Ascomycota, Pichiomycetes, Serinales, Debaryomycetaceae. Gene Ontology annotation, cellular component: Golgi membrane.